CAGCUCCUGGGCUGGUUGUACUCGGACUGCGAGCGGGCGUUGUUGUUACAAGGUCUGCCAUUUUGAUUAGAAGCACUUCGCGCAGCAGAUGGUGUGAGUUAGGCCUUCUGGAUAUUAUUGUAGUACUUUAAAUUAAGGCUACAUUCCCGCAGGAAAAUGCUUUCUGCCGCCCAGUUACUCGACGAGUUGAUGGGUCGAGAUAGAAACUUGGCCCCUGACGAGAAGCGAUCCAACGUACGGUGGGACGACGAGAGCGUCUGUCGGUACUAUUUGUGUGGCUUCUGCCCUGCUGAGUUAUUCACAAACACCCGCUCUGACUUGGGUCCAUGUGAGAAAAUCCAUGAUGAAAAUCUUCGAAAAAUGUAUGAGAAAAGUUCUCGCUUCAUGAAGGAGGGUUAUGAGCGAGAUUUCUUGCGCUAUCUGCAGUCACUACUGGCGGAAGUGGAGCGGCGGAUCCGCAGAGGGCAUGCCCGGCUUGCACUUUCCCAGGCUCAGCAGAAUGCAGGGGGCCCUGGUCCAUCAGGAAAGAAUGAGGAGAAAGUCCAGGUUCUAACAGAGAAGAUCGAAGACCUGGUUGUGCAGAUUGAGGAACUGGGCUCUGAGGGCCGAGUGGAGGAGGCCCAGGGAAUGAUGAAACUGGUGGAGCAGCUGAAGGAGGAGAGGGAACUACUCAGCUCCACCCCCUCGACCAUCGAGAGCUUUGCCGCCCAGGAGAAACAGAUGGAAGUGUGUGAGGUGUGUGGGGCCUUCCUCAUUGUGGGCGAUGCACAGUCCCGAGUGGACGACCACUUGAUGGGGAAGCAGCACAUGGGCUACGCCAAGAUCAAAUCCACUGUAGAGGAGCUCAAGGAAAAACUGCGCCGUCGCUCUGAAGACCCUCAGGGUGAAAACCCAGCCCUCAAAAGAGAACGAGAAGAGCGGGAACGGGAGAGGGAGGAAAGGGAGAAAAAGCGCAAAGAGGGGGAAGAGAAGGAGAAGGAGCGCGAAAAAGAGCGAGAGAAGGAGAGGGAACGAGAGAGAGAGCGAGAGCGUGAAAGGGAGAGAGACAGAGAAAGAGAGAGGGAGAGAGAACGGGACAGAGAAAGAGACAGAGAGAGGGACAGGGAGAGAGACAGAGAGAGGGAUAGGAGGGCACGUCGAAGCCACUCCGGCAGCCGCCAUUCCAGUCGGGCAUCGGACAGGAAACGGAGUAGAUCCCGCGAUCGCCGGAGGUCCAGGAGCAGAGACAAGGACAGGGACAGGGAACGCAAACGCAGCAGGAGCCGGGACAGAGAGAGGAGACGCAGCCGUGAACGCUCCGACAGGAAACGCCGCUCCCGAAGUCGUGACAGGAGGAGAUCGCGUAGCUCAGAGCGCAAAUCUCACCGCCACCGCAGCCGUAGCCGCAGCAAGGACCGGGACAGGGAUCGGGAAAAGGAGAGAGACAGAGAGCGGUCCUCAAAAGACAAAGACCGUAAGGGUACAGAGGAGAGGAGCAGCUCUAAGAAAGACAAGCACUCUGACGGAGAUGCAGCCGCCAUCAAGUCUUCUUCAGAAGCGGAACCGAUGCAGACGGAGGCGGCUGCCUUCUCCCCUCUGCUAAACGGCCAGCAAGAGCUCCUCCAUUCUGAAGGUGACACUCAGUCCAAUUAAAACUGAUCUGAUAGGACCUCAGAUCAGGCUCAGGUAAGUGCGUCCUCCUCCUCACACCUCCCCUGGCUCUCAACCCAACCCCCUCCACCCUCCCCUCUCACGUCCCCUCCCCUACCCACCUCUCCCAUCUCCCUUUACCCACCCUCUCACCCCUGCUCUCCCACCCUGUUUAUGUUCAGUUCACUGCCUAUGAUUUUGUCUUAUGUACUAUAUGCAAAUAUCUUUAUCCUGUUUUUGAAUAGUGCAUCAUAAGUAUGCACUGAAGAUGAAGGACUAGGCCCGAUGAAUGAGAAGAAGGUAGAAAUCAUUCACACAAAGCCAAGAGGGAAAGGCCAGUGUAGUCCUGAGCAAACAUGCCCAGAGGUACCCCUCGUUUUGUAUCGGUUUUUGAUCCUUAUAGAUGUAUAUUUGUCUUUGUGGACAAAAUGGCAGAAAAAGUUAACCCAUCCAGUCAAGAUUUCCUGCCUGUAUUUACUUGUUUCUUUUAUUUAUUUAUUUUUAUAUUUAUCUUUUUUUAUUUUUAACUUUGAAGUAGCAAAAUGUAAUAAUUGCUAUUUGUUGCUGUAAUAAUCCAUAUAGGGAGGAAAACCAGUCACUGUGUGUGUACAUGUUUCCAUUUAAAAACCUUGGAGUUUUCUCCUGCUCAUAUGUAAACGCACAGCCUGAACAAACAGCCUUCGUCAGAGUUUUUUUUUUUUUUGUCACAAAGCUAUUUAUUUUGCCAUAUUUAUAACUCAAUUGCCAUGGAUUUGUUGUCCAGCGUACUGUGCCUGAUGAUGCCAUGCCAGUGUGUGUUUGGGGGGUGUUAAAGCACCGGGGGGCCUAACGUAACCUAACUAACUGGAGGGUAGGGUUUAUCGAAUGAAUUGCAGCUGACUUCCAUACCUCACACAGCGUUGGUGUUGUGAGCGAGACCACAUGAGAAAAGGGCAAAUUAAAAAUCAUGGAUACUCUCUGACUCUCAAACUGUGCAGGUACUCACCCCAGGUACUCCUUUCUCUACCCACAUCCAUUUCUGAAUGCUGUUGCCUGUCAAAAAAAAAAAAAAAAAAAAAAGCAAAUUGUGUACUUCUCCAGAACACGAACUUGAAAGCUUGAUUGUGUGACAUAUAUUUUUAAUUGUGCCUUCUUUGUUUUCCUAUUUGUUAACUUUCAAACAUGUUUGGGGAGAAUGUGCGAUAGGAUUGUCAGAGACACACAGAUGCACAGACAGCCUGCCUCAUAUUCCUUUGCCAAAUUGGAAACCAUUGCUGAUGUGUGCUUGGUGCUUUGGCUGUUUUAAAAAUUUAAUUUGCUCAGGUGUUUGUAAUUUUACACUUAAAAAAGAACAUAUCAAGUGCAUUUUCUCUUUGGCAAAGCAGAUAUUGUAGUUUUGACACUAAGUUCAGGUUUAGACUUGAGGCAGCUCUUGAAGAGCUUCUUUAAAUUGCAAACUUGUGCAAAAUGUACAGAAAACAAAAUAAUCUCAGGGAAUUUUGGCCAAAUGCAGUCAAGACUUCAAGUGUCUGUUGUGCUAGUAAAUGGAUAGCUUUGUGCAUUAUUAGCAGUGUCUCUUGAGGGAAAUUUGACUUGUAAAUGAUUUUGUAAAUUGUUGUUUGAGUGGCAGCAGUCGUUGCUACAAGCGGAUGUUGUGGGACCCUGGCUAACAUUGCAUUUUGUGGACGUUUCUUUAUGCUCAACAGGGGAAGCUGGAAUAUCUGGUUGAGGAAGAAGUUGAAGAGUGCACCCAUCCCUACCCUGAACCUGAUACUUCGCUGCUUAAAAACAAGGUGAACCACAAAUGUGUAAUAGCUUAUUUAAAGAAACAUGAAAAUAAAUUAAAACACAUAAAAUUGAGGAGAGAGGACAGAAUGCAUCGAUUUUUCUUGUUCCAUCAUCUGUCCAUCUUUUGGCUGGAUAAGGAUAGUUGUGGUUCAUCUGUUUAUCUGAUUUUACUGGUCAAGAUGUCAGCCAGACAUCACUUAACAAACCAAACUUAGAGAAACUCUUUAUGGAUUUUUGUUUUUUAUUUUGAAACUCUUUCCACAUCCUCCGUGUUUCUUGGCAUUUAGUGAAAAUAAAAUAAAAUGAACAGUGCUUGUGGUUUGUAUUGAUUUGUCAGGUUCUACUUCACUUCCUGACCUCCUUUUUUUUUUUUUUUUUUUUUUUUUUUUUUUUAAAGUCAGUUGAAGCGUAUGUACAGUGUUAGACCUUUUGAGACGAGCAGUGUCUUUUUUUCUCCUCUACUUUAGAGCUCAUUUUGAUCGCUCUUGUCCCAAAACUGUAAAAUACUCUUGAUUUAAUUUUGAUCAAUUUUGGAGAUUUAAGAUUUGUUUCUUUUUUUGCCCUGCUUUUAUUGUCCAUGUUGUACCAUGAUGAAUAAAAAGCAAAAUCUUGUCAAGA
Molecule: messenger RNA, 4014 nt
Organism: Oreochromis aureus
Lineage: Eukaryota; Metazoa; Chordata; Actinopteri; Cichliformes; Cichlidae
Gene: luc7l3
Product: LUC7-like 3 pre-mRNA splicing factor
Exons: 10
Coding region: 157-1632 (491 amino acids)
Biological process (GO): mRNA splice site recognition
Cellular component (GO): U1 snRNP; U2-type prespliceosome
Molecular function (GO): mRNA binding
Source: RefSeq, a predicted model, not a curated record